This is a messenger RNA of Fusarium sp. VM40, 306 nucleotides long. NCBI's taxonomy places the organism in Eukaryota, Fungi, Ascomycota, Sordariomycetes, Hypocreales, Nectriaceae. The record is from the annotation of a GenBank genome assembly.
AUGUCGACGCGACGAGCUGCCUUGUCUCUCUACCGCCGCUCGCUGAAGCUGGCGUUGGAUUGGGCUGUCCACCGACACCUGUGGCGGGGCCAGGCUCUGUAUAUUCGCUCACUCUUCGAGGCCAACCGAAAUGUCACCGAUCCUCGGCACCAAAGAGCCUUAUUAAGUGAAACAGAGAAGCUGCUAGAGAGCUGGAAACACCCCGACCCUUACACCCCUCCGACAGCUCCUGGAGGUUCCAAGUUCGAGCGAAACCUUCCAUCGCCUGUUCUCGACCCUCCCCCACACCCCGUCAACCGACAUUAA